AUGGCUUCAAUGCAAAAAAUAAGAGAAGGAAUUUUCAAGAUUUCUUGGAAGAGUCCACAACAAAGUUAUAAUAAUAAACAUGUGGAAGAAAAUUGGCCAGAAAUCGCUGAAUCGUUAACACUCGAGUCGUAUAAGAACGAUUUUAGAAAAGAAAUUGUUCUUAAGAUUGAAAUUGUAUUUGCUCCAGAAAAAAAGCCCAAAAAUCUGGACAGUGUUAUCAUUUUGGCCAGCAAAGAUGGUGUGAACCAAACAAUGAAGUUGAAAAAUUCAAAAUGGGAAGCUACCUUCAGUAACGAACAAGCACAACGAUGUUGCGGCAAAAGUGCAUUUUACUUUGAAUUGGUAAUUGAUUUAAAAUCUGAUUCCAUUGCGAAAAAAGAAUCGAAGCAUGUCCUCGAUAAUCUUUGGAUUGAAAAGACGCUGGCUGACGUAACAUUCAAGUUUGAGGAAAAAGUCAUCAAAGCUCACAGCGCAAUUGUUGCCUCCGGAAGUCCCGUAUUUUGCGCCAUGUUCCAAAAUGACUUCAAAGAAAAGAUAGAAAGAACUGUGGAAAUCAAAGAUAUCCAGCCGAACGUUUUCGAUCAUCUUCUUCGCUACAUCUACACGGGGGACGCUGACCUGGACAACGUAGAUGUUCCUGGACUGCUGGUGGCUUCCGAUAAAUACGGAAUGGGUUCAUUGAAAGAAGAGUGUUUAUUGCGUCUCUCACAAACUGUCAACGUUGAAAAUGCCGUCCAAAAUCUUGUCUUAGCUCGCCUUCACAAUUCAACCAGUCUGCACCAAUCUACGUUGGAUUUCAUGUCGGAGAAUUCGAAAACUAUUUGCUGCCGAAAAGACUGGAUUGAGCUGAUCCAAAAUCAUCCGGACCUUAGCUUUGUGGCAAUGCAGAUGAUGUUGAUGGGCCGUGCUGUUGAUGGAAAGUACAACAACAUUUGGUCUUAA
Messenger RNA from Daphnia pulex (common water flea), 942 nucleotides. Its product is annotated as TD and POZ domain-containing protein 1-like. The record is from RefSeq and is a predicted model, not a curated record. NCBI's taxonomy places the organism in Eukaryota, Metazoa, Arthropoda, Branchiopoda, Diplostraca, Daphniidae. Gene Ontology annotation, cellular component: cytoplasm; nucleus. The transcript has a single exon. The coding region runs from base 1 to 942 and encodes 313 amino acids. Gene Ontology annotation, biological process: regulation of proteolysis; proteasome-mediated ubiquitin-dependent protein catabolic process. Gene Ontology annotation, molecular function: ubiquitin protein ligase binding.